AUGUUUCUGCUUGCCCUAGAGGAGGAAGAUGUAUGGCGUGGUGUAUUGAAUUGGGCCAAAUAUGGAGCAGGUGUUGCACAGCCCACCCCACAUUGGACUGAGGAAGAAAGGUUGCGUGUAUGUCAGCAGUUACAGGGAGUUAUCAAUCAUGUGCGACUUUUGCUUAUUGACAGUCAAGUGUUUGCUGAGGAAGUAGAACCCACAGGUGCAGUACCUAUGGAGCUGUCCUUAGAACGUUACCGCUAUGCAGCUCUUCCCAACAAAUUCAAGGAUAAUUCAACCAAUGAAGAUAAACGGCUUCAACCUCGUGUUUCACUCAAACUUUUUGCAGGAUCACAGAUUCUUAUCAAUGAAAAGAUGUCACUACAACGUGUGCUAAACAGCUGGUACGGUGUUAACAAGCAGAUGUGGCGCCUUGUGUAUCGAGCUUCAACUCACGGUUAUUCUGCUGAUGCAUUUCAUCGCCACUGUGAUGGUGUUGCUCCAACUUACACAAUAGUUAUGGGUCAGCAUGGUGAAAUCUGUGGGGGCUUCAGUGAUGUGCCAUGGGGUAAGACUACCAUGAAGGGCAGAUAUGUGGCAUCAGACAAGGCGUUUCUUUUCACACUUGUUAAUAACCAAGACAUUCCACCUGCUAAAUUCCCAGUAGUUAAAAAGAUGUUUGCAAUAUGUUACCAUCCUGAUUUCAGAGAUGGUAACACUGUUCAUAGCACCAGGUCAGACUCGGCUGUUGUGGUGGUGGUCACAGACAAGACUUAUUGGUGGUGUCUUGCUACAAAUUACAUUGUGGUCCCAUAUUUGGUGCUGGUGCAGAUCUCUUCAUAGCUGGCAAUUGUAAUCAGAAUCUUGAAAGUUACUCCAACCUUCCACAUUCAUAUGAUGGUGAAAAUGCAUCUUGCAAUACACUGAUGAGUGAUUACAACUUUACAGUUUUAGAUUAUGAGGUGUUUACCCCCUAUGGAAA
Homarus americanus (American lobster) is the source of this 964-nucleotide messenger RNA. RefSeq lists its product as uncharacterized. The record is from RefSeq and is a predicted model, not a curated record. Bases 1 to 825 code for a protein of 274 amino acids. The transcript has 7 exons. NCBI's taxonomy places the organism in Eukaryota, Metazoa, Arthropoda, Malacostraca, Decapoda, Nephropidae.